CCAUCUGCCGCUAACAGACAGCGUACACAACGCAGUGCAACGCGCAGCGCGCAGCGCACGGCACACGAUAGCGAGCGUGAUAGCGUCGACGCCGACGUCGACCUCGAAGCCAAGCCAGUGCGCAUCUUGCUCCCUUUGUCAGGGUAGCUCUUCAGCAGGGAGAGGUGAGGUGGCCGAUCGUUGCGCGUAUCGGAACGUGGCGUGGCGUGGCGUGGUGUGGUGUGGCGUGGUGCGGCGUGGCCGAGGUGUGUGCACCAGAAAGAAUCGCGAGGACACCUCUCCCGGUUCUCCUCAUUUCCGGUCUCGACGACGCCGCGCGUAAAACACCGCACGCAUCGAAAUGGGAACGACGAACGCACAAACCAAUUCGGGACAUGCGAGCGACGAGGCACACUCGAGGGGAGGCUCGAUCGACACGUUCUUCGCCGAGACGGUGAUCCUCCUGACCGGCGCUACCGGCUUCCUCGGGAAGGCCCUUCUGGAGAAGUUGCUGCGCUCGUGUCCCCGCGUGGCCACGAUUUUCAUUCUGAUCCGUCCGAAGAAGGACCAGUCCGUCGAAGAGCGCUUCAAGGAACUAUUGGAGAACCCUGUCUUUGACAGGAUACGAUCGGAAUUUCCUGCCGCCCUCAGCAAGAUCUUCCCCGUGAAGGGUGAUGUGGGCCUGCCGGAGCUCGGGCUCCAACCCGCGGACAAGGAUCUCUUGAUCCAGAGAGUUAAUAUCGUCUUUCAUAGCGCGGCCACGGUGCGCUUUGACGAGCCGCUAAAAGUGGCGGUUAAUCUCAACACACGGGGCACGGAUCGCAUGUUGGAUUUAUGCAAGCGCAUGACGAACCUCAUCAGCGUCAUUCACGUCAGCACAGCCUACAGUAAUGCCGAUCGACGAGAAAUCGGAGAGUUGAUAUACACCACACAGGUGAAACCGUACACGGUGAUCGACAUGUGCGAAAAUUUAGAUGACGAGACGAUAGAAAUAAUAGAGAAGAGAUUGAUCGGCAAGCAUCCCAACACGUAUACUUUGACCAAGGGUCUGGCGGAGCAGAUCGUAAUGUCUAAAGGAAAGGGUCUACCGAUUGCGAUCGUACGACCAAGUAUCGUCUGUGCUGCGUAUCAGGAACCAUUUCCGGGCUGGAUAGACAACGUCUGCGGUAUUACAGGUAUAAUGACGGAGAUAGGUAGAGGCACCAUUCGAAGUAUCGUGUGUGACGCAAACUUAGUAGUAGACGUUGUACCUGUCGAUUUCGUGGUCGAUACAUUGAUCUGCGCGUCCUGGCAUAAUGUCAUGCAACAUACAGAUGUGAUUAAGAUUUAUAAUUGCACCAGCAGCGUGGUGCAUCCUAUCACAUGGCGCGAAUUUGGAUAUCUCACGAGAAAACAUGCUAUAGAAUCCCCGUCAAAGUACGUGAUGUGGUAUCCGGAUUUCACGUUUAGGACAAAUAAAUUUAUUCAUGCUAUCAUGGUAGCUACAUUGCACUUUUUGCCCGCGUUCAUCGUAGACCUUAUAUUAAGGGUACAAGGCUGCAAACCAAUAAUGAUGAAAAUUACCAAACGAUUCGAGCGCGCCGCUAAAACCGGCGAGUUCUUCGCGAUGAAUGAAUGGAAAUUUUACGCGGAGAAUAUGACGAAGCUGGUGAAAUUUGUGAAAGCGUCGGAAGGCUGUAAUGAUUUCAAUGUAGAUAUCAAAAGUUUAGAUUGGGAUACGUAUUUGCAUCAGUACAUGCUAGGAAUUAGAAAAUAUAUUUUGAAGGACAAUCCAGAUACGUUAAAUAAAGCUCGGAACCGUUUAUCGAGGUUGUAUUGGAUGCACAAGCUAUCCAAAGUAUUCAGCAUAUUCGUGUUACUAGGAAUGAUCAAAUGUGCCGGUCGGUGAUGUCAUCGAAAAUUCUUCGAACGCUUCCGGAUCGGGAUUUGCGUGAACCGAAACGCGCUGCAAAAGUAUUACGGAAAAAGAUAUUUUAGGAGGGGAAUGUAACUCAUACUUACAUCUCGAAAACUAACUUUUGUGUCAAGAGAGUACUAAUAUAUGAUAUAUAUAAUGGAGAGUACUAAUUAAAUCUCAAGUAUGUAAUACUAACAGAAGAGAAGGAAAUCGUAUCCUUCCUUGUCAGCGAGAAAUUAUCACGUUAUUGUAAACAGUUGUCAUAAAAGACUUUGUAUUAUUUUAGAUAAUUGUAACUUCAAGGUUGCGGAUAUAUCUGAGAAUUCAAGCUGUAGAUUUUUCACUAAUCGCUAUGCAUCGUUUCUUCUACCUGUAAAUUGUGUUUAACUAGUUCUGAUUCAAUCUUUUUGCUUCGAACUUUAUGAUAUCGAGAUAUCACGGCGGAACGAUUUUCCCCGAACGUUAUUGGAUCAGUUACAUAUCAUAUUAUUACAGCAUACGCGAAUUAAAUUUUAUACGGCACAAUAGCCGAAGUUUUAUGAUACACGACACUUUACAUUUGCAAAGACUGACUUCAAAUGAAAUAUUCUAAAAAUAAUACAAACCAGAGGACCUAUACUGUGUUGCCUUAUUAAGAUCAAUAUCAUGAAUAUGAAUAUCGAUAUUAAUACAAAUUUAUUUUUGCUAAUCCAAAUAUACUCUUAUAGUAAUGAUGAUCGAAUAAAUCAAUAAAUUCUAUUGUAUCACACUUAUAUACAACUUAUAUACAAACACAUAACACACACACACACACACACACACACACACACACUCUUAGAUUUACACAUACGCGGGAAUGCGAAUGAAGUAGUUAAUAUUCAUUCCUUUGCGAAAAAUAAAACUGGGGAACUGUAAACGGCUGUGACAUAAAACGAUCACGCAUGAGAGCUCGUUACAGCUCGCGUUGACUAAUUACAGAGCUGAUAAAACAAACGCGGCAGCUAGAAACUCUAAACAAAUAUGGGGUUGUAAAAUUUUAUGUAUAUCUGUAAUACGAUGAACGAAGUAGUAAAUGUGUAUCCAGUGUGUAUAUAUUUGCAGUUGAAUUCCGAUAUAGGAUAUUAUGUACAGAUUAUUUAUCGAGACGACAUCCCUCGAGAACUCAUAAAUAGUUUUUCUGUGUAUUUCUUAUUUUAAAAGUCCAUUCUCGCACGUAACUGAAAUUAUAUAUGGCCAUUAUUACACAGAAGAUUGUUAAAAAAGAAAUUUACAAAAAACUUUAUCUGUUUAAAUAUCAAAUAUAUUUACGGCAUGUAAUGUUGUAAGAAUGACAAUAUUACAAAUUUUAUUAAUUCUCAAGACUAAUGUUUAAUGUAUAGCAAGUAUAUUAUUGAGCAUAAAACUGUUUAAGCACAUAACUAUAUUUUUUCGCGUAAUAAUGUACCAUAAUUAACUCUCGGCAAACUAAUGGAAUACACUAUUAUUAUUAAUGAGCGAUUUCAUAUCUACGUUUUUAUAUAAAUCAAUGUAUAUUGUAUACUUUUAUCAAGUAUCAAACAUAUACAAGACAGAUUUAUAAUUACAUAAAAGAUAUUUGUAAA
Messenger RNA from Ooceraea biroi (clonal raider ant), 3456 nucleotides. RefSeq names its product putative fatty acyl-CoA reductase CG5065. Lineage: Eukaryota; Metazoa; Arthropoda; Insecta; Hymenoptera; Formicidae. Gene Ontology annotation, cellular component: peroxisome. Gene Ontology annotation, molecular function: alcohol-forming very long-chain fatty acyl-CoA reductase (NADP+) activity. The record is from RefSeq and is a predicted model, not a curated record. Gene Ontology annotation, biological process: long-chain fatty-acyl-CoA metabolic process.